CUUGCUAUUAAUUUUAAAUAAGAAACAUUUGGGCUACAAGGAAAAAUUAAUAUCUAUAAUUUAACUGGAAGAGUAAUGAUAUAAAUGUAUAAAUUUAUUAUUACAGUGAUGGUCACUGAUGGAUGCCAUUAUAGUCUUAAAGAAAACAUUAUUGGUACUUAUCUAUAGUUGAUUUGGUAGGUACUUUACAGUUAUACAGUUAUACAGUUAGUAAUAUUUAAAUUAAAUUAAUGUUUAUUAUUUAUCUAACUCGUUUUUAAAGUGUUUGUAUAAUAAUAUUUAGAAACUAUAUUUUAAUUGAUGGCUACGAUUUGUAUGUUAUAUAUUCAGGAAUUGUGGCUGAAAUACCAAUUUUUUCAGCGAAAAGUGUCAUCAAUGUUUAUAUAUUAUUUAGUAAAUUUUUAUAUACCGACAAUAUGUUUAAACAUUUAUUUCGGCGCCACUGAUAAUAAUAUAUUACUACUAUUAUUGUUAAGAUAUAUUUUUUUUAUGUAUUUAUUUAUAGCUAUGGGUAUAUGUACAUAGUAGGGAGCUAACUAUUAUGUUUAAUUUGCUUUUAUUGAUUUUAGCUUUUACUGUAAGGGCUAUGUAGCUUUAUGUAAAAAUAUAUUACAAUACCUGUAGGUUUGUAAGAGAUUGAUGAGAUAGGUAAUACAAUGACUAUGAACGAUUAUUUUUUAGAUGCUAUUGUAAAGUUAAAAUUGACGUUCUUUAAAAAUUUGGUUAUUUCAAAGUUAUUUGACAUUUCCAGCCAUAAAUCUGCUCUGAGAUCUAAUAGUUUUCUGGAAUAUUUUUUCUUCGUUAUGUUAGAAUGGUUUACCCACAGGUUUCAUAAGCAAUCUAUGUGUAUGUCAUGUUAUGUACUAAUGGAUUUGCCUUUUUAUAUGUAUAAUUAUUGUUAAUAUAUCAACUAAAAUAAAGUGUAUUGUGUUAAAAUAAUAUUAACUAUUUAUAUUUUUGUUGUUGUUAAAAAUAUUAUUUAUUAUUACAUUUAUAAAAUUAUUAUUUUUAUAAAACGAUUAUGUAUUAUAAUGUUUGAUAAAUACUUAAGUAGGUUUUUAUAUUUAUAAUGGUGGUGGUGUGUGUGUGUGAAUUGUAGAGGGAUUUUAGAUAUUGUUAUAUAUAAUUAUUUCCAUUCAUUUUACUGGUAUUAGUAUUACUGAUGAGUUAAUCUACAAAAGAAAACUGAUGCAAUUAGUCUAUAGAAAAUAGUAGGUAUAGUCAGUAGUUAUAUACUAUAUAUAAUAUAUAUAUAUAUAUAUAUUAUAUGACUAUCCUGCUAACAAUGUCUCAGUUAUUAUGUACCUUGAAUAUUAUGUUCACAUAAAAGUAAAAUUUGUAUCAAUAUAAUAUGUUUGUGUAUGUGUUAAUGUUAAUUUUAAAUUUACAUUAUAUUUAUUCUGUAAUAAGUUAAAACUUGGUUAAAUUUAAAUUUUGAUUUUUCCAUAAAUGUCAAUAAUGAAAUUAUUUUAAUCUGAAGAUGCAGACAUGGGUGAUUUAGAUGUCUUAACUCCAUUGAUAAAUAGCCAAGAUCCAUUAUGUAGUCAAGAUCAAGUACCCGAGAAUCCAAAUGCAUGGGGACGUUUAUAUCCAGAAAAUGAAAGUUUAAAAAUUGAAGGUUUGCAUUUUUAAUGUUAAUAUGAUCUAUGUUAUAUUUAAUACACUGUCAUUUUAAAUCCAAAUGUGUAUUGGUACUAUGUUGCUACUUUUAUAUUUGUUAUAGAUUUAGAAAAAGAUAAUUAUAAAGCAGGUCGUCAGACGAAUGAUGUUGAUUUUCAGUUUACAAAACAAUGUUUUAGUUUGAAAAUAAUGAACCAUAUUAGUAAAAUUCAUUUCACUAUUACUCGAGAAAUGAUUGGGAAUUUUGGCUAUGUUGCAUAUAUCACAGAUACAAGUUCAAAUGGUACAUAUUUAAAUGAUGAAAAAAUGGGAAAAGAUUGUCGUUGGAUCUUAUCAAACAAUGAUAAAAUUUCAGUUGUUUCUAAAAAUAAUUAUGGUAAAUUUUUAUCCCAGUUUAAAAAAUAAAAUACUUUUACUAUUUAUACAUAUUUCAUUAAUUUUUUUAGUAUAUACAUUUACUGAAAAACAUGCAGAUUACUUAAAUUUUCCAGAAAAAGUGAGAAAACAAUUUUCUGUUCAUGGUAUAUUGGGAACCGGUUCUUAUGGAGAAGUCAGAUUAGCGUUUGACAAAGUAAGUUUUAAAAACGAUACAUUUUUUUUUCACAAGUAAAUUCAGUAAAAUUAUUGUACGAUUUACAUGUCUACAAGAUUAACGUAAUUGGAUCUAGACAAAUGUUAAGUUAAAAUUUGUUUAUAAUUUAAAAAUAAUAACAUUGUCUAUGAUUUAGAAUUGUUUUUUACUUACCUAAUAACUAAUAUUUCAGUAUUAAUAUAAAUUAUAUAGACAUUUUUAAGAGUGGACAGUAGUUGCUAAAAUUAAUAACCAAAGAGUAAUAAAUAAUAAUACUAAAUAACAGUUAUUAUGUAAUCCGCUUAUAUAGUUAUAUAAUACUAUGCAAAACCAAUUUUACAUACAUAUUUUUCUUAUUUAAUUUGUCUAAUUAUUAACAUAAACUUUAAGUGAAUAUUUAUUUAUGUAAAGAUUCAAUUUUAUUUUUUGAAACAGCAUGAGAAUUAUGUGCCCCAAGGUUAGGCGACCUAACGUAUUCCUUGGUAGAUAUAUCAGUACCACUGCACUAUUUCAUAUUUUUUUGAGAAUUCUCUUCAGUCUACUAAAUAAAAUAUUAGUUAAAUAUUAAUUUUGAAUUUUAGAUAAUAUAUAUAAUACAAAUUAAAAAAAAAUGUUUAUUAUAAUAUUAAUUUACAGCCUGCAAUUUUUGAUGUUUUUUUUAAAAAAGUAAGUAUGUAGACAGUGGGUGUCAUGAUAGGGUAUUUCAUAAGAUGGCCUUAUGACCAAUUGGGUGGUAGCACUCCUAGGCUAAAAAUAUGAAUUAUCGCCAACUGAUAGUUGACACUUAAUAUUUUAUAUUAAUAACAAUAAAUAAUAAAGUAUUUAUAAAUAUUUAUUAUUUAUAUUAAGUUAAUAUAUGUGUAUUUCACUUGUAUUCAUUUUAGCUUUCAUCUUUUAAACAUUCAGUGUUAAAGUAACCAGCAAAUAUUUCAAUAAACAAUAUUUUUUAUGAAAAGAUAAAAAUAAAAUUGAUUAUUUAUUAAUUGUAUAAAUUAAUUUUUUUUUUAAAUAUCUCAGAGUAAAUGUUAUACAUAACUCAGUAUUUUGGCCAUUAGCCAAGCUUGUAUUGCCAGAUAGAGAAUUAAUAAAAAGGUAUUAUUAAAAUAUUUGAAGUGCCCAAUUUUAUUAAUUUUUGAUAUUCAUAAAAUAUAAAAUCCCCAUGACUUUAUUCAUAUAUUAGUGGAAUGGUAAAUUGGUGAAGAGAGGAGGUGGUGUAUGGGGGUGUUGUCCUUAUGUAUUUGUCUAAUAAUACUGAGGUUGUGGUGGUGGUGAAUCUCUAACAUCUAUGUUUGCCUCAUAAAAUAAAAAAGUUCACGCUAUAUAAUAUAUGUAGAUAUUACCUCACAAGUUAUGAUAGAUUAAUGUACUCAAUUUGGUGGUAUUUAUUAAUAAAUUAAAAAUGUAUUGUAAUAAAAUUUAUAAAGAUUUCUAACACCGUAAAUCUGUUUUUAUUUAUUUAUGUACUUUGCAUGCCCUUUUAUCUCUUCUAAUAACCUCUAGUCACUUAUUUCUUUGGGCUAUCUUCCUGACUAUUUUAUUGUUUGUCUUUCUCACAGCAUGUCUGUUUUUCCUGCUAUACUUACUCAAUAUAUUACUAAAUUUUAUAAUAUGUACAUUUUUGAGUCUGUUCAAUCUAGUGACUUAUAUAGUUAUAUACAUAAAUCUUUUUUUUUUUCAGAAAACUUCCAAAUCCUUAGCAUUAAAGAAAGUGAAAAGAGAAAGCUGUAUAGUAUUGAGAGAACCUGAUAUUUUAUCGAGCUUAUCUCAUGUAAGUAUACAAGUUGAUUAGUAUUAUUAUCAAAUAUUUUAAUUUAAUAAAAUUAUGCUUAGCCGAAUAUUGUUAAUAUGGACAAUUAUAUUGACACCAAUGAUGCAAUUUAUAUUAGUUUGGAAUAUAUGCCUGGUGGAACAUUAAAACAACUUAUAGAAAAUCAAAUCCAUUUAAAAGAAUUUGAAACUAAAAUCUUGUUGUAUCAAGUUGCUCGAGCUGUUCAGUACUUGCACAAUAGAUCAAUUGCUCAUAGAGAUUUAAAAGUAAUUACAUUGUUUUUGUUAAUUUUGAAUUUAAGUUGUUAAUAUAAUCCUCUUUUAUAUAACAAAUUGUGUAUUUUUUUUUAGCCUGGAAAUAUUUUACUUUCUAACCAGUCUCCUUAUUGUCACGCGAAGUUAGCUGAUUUUGGACUCUCCAAGAAGAUAACUGAAAAUACUUAUUUGAAAACAUUUUGUGGUUCUUUGGCAUACCUUGCUCCAGAAAUAUUAUUAAAGUGUAAACGAUCAACUGAAUCAUAUAUUUAUACUUGUAAAGUAGAUUCAUGGAGUUUUGGCGUUAUAUUAUUUGAAUGGUAAUUUAUAUAAUUUAAAUUAAUAAUGAAAAUUUAUAAUAGUUGUACAAUGUAUUUUUUGUCUAGUUUGAGUGGUUUUAAACCUUUUGUUGGUGAUAAUAUAGAAGCAAAAAUCAGCAAAGGAUCAUAUAAUAUAACCAAUAUUUCUAAUGGCGCACAAGACAUAAUCAAACAAUUAUUAAUAGUUGAUUUUAUAAAGAGAUUUGAUUUUGAUAAAGUAUUAAAACAUAGUUGGUUUGAAAAAGAUAUUUUAAUGAAACAGAAAGUUAAUAAUCUUAUUGCUGAAUUUUCCAAUGAUUUAAAUUCAAGCAACAUGCCUUUUAGUAAAGAAAAUGUAACUAAAAAAAUUAGAUUCUGUCCAUGCUUGACAAAUGGUACUACUUCUGAUGCUCAAUGUAAUUAAAUAAGUUAAUGUUUUGAGCAAGUUAUAUUAAAAACUUUUUGUUUUGUUUACCUUAAUGAAUUCUUUUUAUUUUUCAUAUGUUAAAAUUUUUUUUUUGUUUUUUGUAAAAAAUAAUUAAAUUAUAAGCUAUAAAAAGUUUAUUGACUGAAUAAGGUUAUGAUUCCUCAUUGAUUCUAUAGUUUAUUAUAAUAUAUUAAGUACUACAAUUCUAUAUUAUAUAAUAUGAUGUUUUUGUUCAAUUAUAUUUGUUUUUAAUAUUUUAAAAAAAUGUAACUAUUUUUAUAAUAUUUGUAUAUUUAUAAAACUCCACAAUCAUCAAUAUUUAAAAUACAUUUUUCAUUUAUAGGGAUGUGCACACUUUUUCCAAUGGUAAUACACAUUUUUUGUUCCCUAUUUAUCUCUGUUGUUAACAUCAAUCUGGUAUUAGGUAUAUGGAUCCAAUAUUUUCCUAUAGUUGGCUUAAAAUCAAAUUGUUCUUGGUUGAUUGAAUUUGCAUUUCUUUUCUUUGUAAAAUUACUAUGUUUAAUAGCUAAAUUUGUAACUAUAAUUGUUGCAUUUUGUUUACUUAAAUAUUUCAAAACUGAACAUAUAUGAUUCAUGUAACAUAAACC
Messenger RNA from Cinara cedri, 5547 nucleotides. The record is from the annotation of a GenBank genome assembly. NCBI's taxonomy places the organism in Eukaryota, Metazoa, Arthropoda, Insecta, Hemiptera, Aphididae.